UCAAUAAACAUCUUCAAUUGAGAAAAUAAAUAAACAUGACACAUACCUUUGGUCAGCGUUGCCAGCGAAAGAUACGUGGAAGUGCGCAUGAGAGAUUCUGAGGUGCCUGUUGCUCGCUGUGUUGGCAAUCAGUGUGAAGCCAGGCCUGAAGCUGGACGGAAGGGAGUAUACUGUGAGAUUAUCAAAGCAAAGAGGACUAAAAAACGCGGAACUUCUGAUGCAGCCACCGCCGCCGGCAAGACCACCACCCGCCCAUCGCCACCCAGCCAGGCGGCUGUGCUUGCUGCCAGCACCACCUGCCCGAUCCAGCGUGGCCGCCGCUGCAAAAAGACAAACCUCCAAGUUGCGGGAUGGGCGUCCAAGAUACACUACCUAUAUAUCAAAAUAAUUAUACAAGGUGUUACAUGAGUUUCUAUUAAGUUAUUCUACUCGUAAGUAGAAAGUGUUUUAUAUAGAUGCAAUUUUAAACUUUGUUUAGCCUGUGGGUGUGAUCCAGGUGUAGCAUCAUUAUUGUGUGUCAGUUUAUCAGGUUAAGAAGAGCCGGAGCAGUUAAAGGCUUAAAGGGGGUAAUAGAUUAUGGGGAAAGGGGAUGAACACAGUGGAGAUGCGAGUGAGAGGGUUGCUUGAAUCCUGACCACGACUGUAAGAGGAAUGUCAUGAUUAACACACCGCAUGCCGCUCCCACUGCCUCUCUCCUACCUCACUACAUGCCGGCUUCGCUCACUGGCUUGGAAAUAAAUGGUUCUCAACAUUUUUUUUCUCGUGUAUAGCUAAGUAAACUUGUUCAGAAAGCUACUAGCAAUAAAACUUAAUUGUAGUA
This is a messenger RNA of Portunus trituberculatus (swimming crab), 820 nucleotides long. RefSeq lists its product as uncharacterized. The record is from RefSeq and is a predicted model, not a curated record. The transcript has 2 exons. NCBI's taxonomy places the organism in Eukaryota, Metazoa, Arthropoda, Malacostraca, Decapoda, Portunidae. Bases 88 to 408 code for a protein of 106 amino acids.